Molecule: messenger RNA, 3090 nt
Organism: Ustilaginoidea virens
Lineage: Eukaryota; Fungi; Ascomycota; Sordariomycetes; Hypocreales; Clavicipitaceae
Exons: 6
Coding region: 1-3090 (1029 amino acids)
Source: RefSeq, a predicted model, not a curated record
AUGCAUGGAUUUCUGUCACGCCUCAAGGCUCGCGACCCUUUGAGAAAGAAGAAGAAUGCCUUGCAAGAUCUGACAAACUCGCUCCCGCAACAGCCGAAAUGGGACGAUGCCUACGCGCGCCAGUCGGUGGAGCCUGAAGAAAUCCACGAGCUGUUGCAUUUUUGCACCGCGGAGCUCAAGGCCAGAGGCCUCGACAUUCCAUUUCUCCUGCUGCCUUAUCGGCCAACAUCCGAUCCCAGCGCGGUUCGCACCUUUAUCAGGCAUUUCUUCGACGAUGGCUACGGGUUGAAGGGAGGCGCGUUAAGCCAAGAGCUGCGCAUGACGGAGCCAAUGGUAAUAUCGGGUGUUGUCAAAUGGUGCUGGGGUCGAGUUGCCGGCGGUGUAGUGGGCUGGGAUGCCUACGAGCUAUUCAAGAUUGGUGAAGAGGAUUCUCACAUGGCCAGAGACUCGUUCAAGACAUUCAUACCGCUCAGUGUCGACAGCGGCUCUCGCCAGCGCAUCAUAUUUGACUUUUUCGAGCUCGUAGCUGCCAUAGCUGCUCACGGCAAGACCAACGGCUUUGGCGGUCGGCUGCUCCCACGCUUGGCAGCUUGGUGGGCAUUCGAGCACAAAGAUACGGGCACCGGGUUUGACGGGGGCUACAGGUCGUGGAAGAAAGCCGCUGACGCGACGACGCACUUGUUUUUUGCCUAUCUGCGGUCGCUGAGCCCCGAAGAAGGUCUCACGGGCAUCACGAUGCUCCCCAGAUCGCUGGAGAAGCUGCUCAACGAAACAGAGUACCCGCCCGGAAGCGGCGGCGCGGCGGCGAAGCUCAUGUCGAGGACGAACAAGAUCGUCAUGCUCGUAGACUCGGUCUCGCCAACUCCGUUCGCCUUGCUCCGCCGAGCCGGCCACUUCCAGUACCGCGACUCGGACCCCGUGCUGCAGGAGUUUUCCGAGCAUGAAGACCCUGUGCAGGCAUUGACGGAGGAGUGUCUCCGCGUCCUGAGAGCCAUCUCCGCCACCAACGAGUCGCAGGCCUCGAGCAUCAAGCACUCGACCAGCCUGCGAGACGCCUCCUGGUCCCGAUUCCAGGAUAUCGGCUUCGCCGAGACUGUGGAGGAAGAAGUCCAAGCCGAAGGCAGCAGGGUCCCUGUUCAGGAAAAGCACGUGCAGUCAUUGAGGUCCACAGCCGCAUCUGCCACGGACCUGGGCCGCCCAUCCACUCCCUCGUGGGCCGAUUUUCUGUCGUCGGGCUUCGUUGACGAAGGGCAAAAUCCGUCAAACCUGCUCCUGCCCCCCGACAAGGUCCUGCCGCCGAUCGAGACGCAGGUCCGGCAGCAGAGCUCGCAGUCUCACCGUCCCCGGCUCGAGUCCAACCCGGCGAACCUCCAGCCUGGCGAGCUUGCCAGCAUCACCGUCCUGGACCUCGACAACGCCUUUUGGUGGGUCUGGAUGAACAGUCUGGGCCCGGAGGAGACGUCCAGCCGCAAGUCUGCCUUUGGCCGAUGCGCCAUUAUCGAGACGAGGGUGGGCGGUGGCCAUUGGCUGGUCAUGGAGGAGAUGAUUGCGGGAUCCGCGCCAGAGCAGGACGGCGGCGCCUACAUUGCGGAGAAGAAGGGGCUUUUCAGCUGGACUCGGAGAGGCAGAAGCAUGGGACGCCGCAAGUCGGUGGGCAAGCACAUCUUGGACCGCGGUGACAAGGGCGCCGCGAAUUCUGCAAGCACCAAGGCCAGCGUCGGGCCCGACACCCACGCCAGAAUCCAGGCCAAGGCCGCGCAGAUGCGUGCGGCCGUCAAGGAAAGCGAGCAGCACGACGUCUCCUCGCAGACGCGCCGCGGCCGCACCGACGACUCGGCGGCGGAGAAGACGACCAGCGUCCUCACGCUGCAGCCCCAGAUUGUCGGGGAAGCUUCGUCGGCCUUGAAAUGGGUCAGCAAGUACGACAAGGGCACCAUCAAGGAUGCCUACAUGGCCAACAGCAAUGCCGGACGAGGUCUCGCGGUGCCCUACUCGCCCACGUCGGAGCACAUGAAUGGAAACGGCGUCGCCCGCGAAAACGGCCACGCUGGCGACCGCGACAGGCCCGUGGUGCCUGCCAAGGACGAGUCCGUCCCAGCCACACUGCCUGUCGCUCGCGGUUCAAAGCCUCUGCAGGAGUCGCAGGAGCAGCAGCAGCAGCAGCAGCAGCAGCAGCAACCGAUGGGCCCCGAAAAGAAGACGCCAGCAGAUGGUCAGCCGGCAGAGCACCAAGCAGGGGAUGAAAGGGACGUCGCAGCCGCGGAUGCAACGAGCAACGGGGCUGGCCUGACAAGCACCGCUGCCCAGACACAAUCGACUGAUUCCGCUCCCGGUGCGACGAAGCAGCAAGACGCGGCUCCAGCCAAGGACAAGAAGGGAUUGCUCAAUCUGCUGAGGCGGAAAAACCGCUCGUCCAAGAUUCCAGAGAAUGCUGCCGCCCAAUUGUCCAGCAUGAUGCAGAACAAUGCAUCCGCGACGGACGAGCCUGUCCAGCGUCAAGUGCCAUCCAGUCCGAAACACGUCGCCCCCGUCGCCUCUCCCUUGCCGGAACAAGUAACGACGGCUGCGUCGGCAGAGCCCAUUUUGGAAGACCAUUCCAGCACAAUUGUGCAGCCCACCUACGACCCUCCGGUAGGUGGUCAAUCGUAUGCCGACGAUGCCGCCGACGUCGAUGAAGAAUUUGCACGAUUCGACCAAGGGCCGCUGGUCGAGCAACCUGCCUUGGUUCCCCAAGAAGAAGAGCAGGAUGCUACCCCGAGGCCUGCCGCGCCGAGUCCCGUCUCUUCCCCAGAGGGCGGCAAGGAACCCAGGUUUCCGGAACCUAUUGAAAAGGAGAAACUGAACCAAAGCGCCGGUCCCGGCGUCCAAGACCGAUGGGCCCAAAUCCGCAAAAACGCUGCCCAAAGAGCGUCAACUCGUCAGCGCGAGGAAAUGCCGCGGCUCCACAAGGCUGCAUGCGACGAUGAUGAUGCCAGCGUAGAGGAGACCAUCGAAUCACGCGUCGCUCGCAUCAAGGCCCGCGUGGCCGAAUUGACCGGUGAUAUGGACACGGGAAACGGGUCGCUGCACGCCAUGACAAGCCGGUCUUAG